UCUGAAUUAGAACCAAUUGCAUGAAUUACGGGGGUCAAUUUCGAGGCAUGAACCAGACGUAAUUCCGACGACAUAGUCAAGGAUAUCAGGAGUACCUUGCGGCACGCACGAUAAGCACCCAAACCAAAGUACCGCUAGAUAUAGCUGGCCUGUGCUUUUGCCACCCCACAAGCGUCACGCGGGAUUGAAUAGUCUCGCGAUACAUGCCUCGGAUCUUCCUCUUACGACUCGUCUGCAUCUUCACCGUUGCGACUUACCAUCUCCAACCUCCAAACCAAGUCCAACGCCGUCAAGAUGUCUGUAACCCAAACAUCACUCUCGGUCGCAAUCUUGGCCUCCACCCUCGGAACCUACAUAGGCCUCCUAAACCCCAACCCCGAACCGCCUCAAACACCAGGAAACGACCCUCACCACCACAACCAACAUCACCAUCAAACCACACACGCGGACUCAAUCCGCUGGAUGCACCUCACCCACAAACACACCCCAAAAGUAAUCCUCCUCCCCCUCGCCCUACUCUCCUUCCACCUCGCCGCCCUUACCCUCUACUUCCCCCAAAUCCCGCCCUCCAUCCUCCGCCACGGCGCCGAAAACGGCCUCAGCGCCUCCCUGACAACCUGGUCCGCCUCAACCCUCCUCCCGCUCUCCGCAAUCUUCCUCCUCGGCGUCCCGCUCCGUCUCGGACCCUAUCGCUCCCUAGGCAAGAACUUUACCUUUCAGCUCACGAAGCCGGAUCAACUUAAAACGACGGGGAUUUAUAGCUACCUCCAGCACCCGAGCUACACGGGCGUCAUCGUGCUCGUCCUUUCGAAUGUCGCGCUGCUGGCUAGACUUGACGGCGUGCUGAGCUGCUGGGUUGCGCCUGGUUUGCAUCAUGGAUUACUGAGUGUGCAGUGGGUUCUUGGUCCUGCUGCAUGUUGUGUGUUUUUGUUUGGGGUGUGGACAAGGGUGAGGGAGGAGGAGAGGAUGUUGAGGGACGAGUUUGGGGAGAAGUGGGAGAGGUGGCAUGCUUCGACGGCAAGGUUCGUGCCGUAUGUGUUCUGAGGGUUGUGCUCUUAGACGCUUGAUACGAUGAUGAGAGGUUGAUAUCCAUGGUAGACUUCACAAUUUAGUUCAGACAUUUGCUUGUUGGCUUUGACAAUGUGAUC
Molecule: messenger RNA, 1148 nt
Organism: Colletotrichum godetiae
Lineage: Eukaryota; Fungi; Ascomycota; Sordariomycetes; Glomerellales; Glomerellaceae
Product: isoprenylcysteine carboxyl methyltransferase
Exons: 1
Coding region: 295-1044 (249 amino acids)
Biological process (GO): C-terminal protein methylation
Cellular component (GO): membrane
Molecular function (GO): protein C-terminal S-isoprenylcysteine carboxyl O-methyltransferase activity
Source: RefSeq, a predicted model, not a curated record